Phodopus roborovskii (desert hamster) is the source of this 2238-nucleotide messenger RNA. It is a transcript of the gene Otulinl, whose product is annotated as OTU deubiquitinase with linear linkage specificity like. The transcript has 8 exons. Gene Ontology annotation, cellular component: cytoplasm. The record is from RefSeq and is a predicted model, not a curated record. The coding region runs from base 107 to 1174 and encodes 355 amino acids. Lineage: Eukaryota; Metazoa; Chordata; Mammalia; Rodentia; Cricetidae. Gene Ontology annotation, biological process: protein linear deubiquitination. Gene Ontology annotation, molecular function: cysteine-type deubiquitinase activity.
CGCUGUCACGGCGGUUGAGCUCCGGAUCGCGGCUGCGGGGAAGCGAAGUGGGGCGCCGGGCUGUAGCCGGGCGGAGCGUGCGCGCGGGUGGAGCCGCGCGGCCCGCAUGGAGGCGCCGAGGAGCGCGCCGCGGGAGCGGGAGCGGGAGCGCGCUCGGACCACCGCAGGAAGUGACCAAGUUCACUCCUGGAUACUAGUUACAAGCCAAGUGGUUAGCACUGCCUGGAGAGUAACAAGGGCCUCUGUGAUGAUGGCCAUGUCGCUUCUGUCAGCUUCCCUCUGCUACUUCAGAAUGCUGCAUCUAUAUUUAGGGCAUCGACUGAAAUGGUGGAUUGGCUAUCUUCAGAGAAAAUUCAAAAGAAACCUCAGUGUGGAGGCAGAAGUAGAUUUACUCGGCUAUUGUGCAAGAGAGUGGAAAGGAGAAACACGGCGUGCCAAGCUGAUGCGGAAGGCAUAUGAGGAACUGUUCUGGAGGCAUCAUAUUAAAUGUGUUCGGCCAGUGAAGAGAGAUAACUACGAUGCCCUCAGGUCCGUGUUGUUCCAGAUCUUCAGCCAAGGUCUCUCUUUUCCAUCGUGGAUGAAGGAAAAGGACAUUGUGAAGCUUCCUGAAAAACUACUCUUUUCUCAAGGCUGUAACUGGAUCCAGCAGUACAGUUUCGGACCUGAGAAGUAUACAGGUUCCAAUGUGUUUGGAAAGUUACGGAAAUGUGUGGAAUUAUUGAAGAUGCAGUGGACUGAGUUUAGUGGGAUGAGAGAUUACCACAAGAGAGGGAGCAUGUGCAACAUGCUGUUCUCCGACGCCAUCCUGGAGUAUAAGCUGUAUGAAGCUUUGAAGUUCAUCAUGCUCUACCAGGUCACAGAAAUGUAUGAACAGAUGAAGACAAACAAGGUCAUCCCCAGUCUCUUCCGACUCCUGUUUUCCAGGGAGUCCUCAUCAGACCCUCUGAGCUUCAUGAUGAAUCACCUGAAUUCCAUAGGGGACACCUGUGGAUUGGAGCAGAUUGACAUGUUUAUACUCGGGUAUUCCCUUCAAGUAAAGAUAAAAGUGUUCCGACUGUUCAAGUUUAACUCCAGAGACUUUGCAGUCUGCUAUCCCGAGGAGCCUCUCAGGGAGUGGCCAGAGAUCUCGCUGCUGACUGAGAAUGACCGCCAGUACCACAUUCCCAUCUUUUAAGUCUGCGGAAGACUAAGCAUCGACUCUUCUCAACGACAGUGGUCACACUUGCACGAGUGUUUCUGAAAUACCCACAGUAGCAUCUCAGCCAAGGAGGGCACCAAGACCUACGGGGACACCGGGUGGAGAGAGCCAGGGUGUGUUGCCUUUCUCCUUCAGUGAUUUCCUCCACAGCAGCUCACAUUUGGGCUUUGAUCGGUUGGCUUUGUAAUAGGAGUAUCACAGCAUCAUGUGCCUUUAUACAUAGAGAAACUUAAUGUGGACAGAAAUGGGGAGGGGAAAGGCUGACCUCAGCAGCAGGGACUUUUUUUUUUUAAUCUCUGACCUUUGUGUUCUAUGGUAAGAAUCUCUCUGGGGAUUUGGGAUGUUCAUAAAUAAACAGGGCUACGUUUUAUAAGCAUUACCUUCCUGGGAUUCUUUGUUGUUUACUAAUUUUCUGGAACUACCUAACUAAUGUUAAAAUACCGUGUGUGCAAGAAAACCCACAGAACCAGUUAACCAGGGCUCACAGGGGCUCACAGAGACUGAACUGACAACCAGGGAGCCUGCAUGGGACUGACCAAGGCCCUCUGCAUGUGCAUUACAGUUUUGUAGCUUGGUCCUCUUGUGGAAACUCUGUUGUCUGCUUUUGGGAUUCAUUCCUCCUAUGGCGUUUCCUCAUCCAGUCCUAAUAGAAGAGGAGAUGCCUUGUCUCAUUGCAACUUGAAGUACCAUGGCUGGUUGAUGUCCAUGGGAGGCCUGCCCUCUUCUGAAGAGAAACAGAGGAGGAAUGGAUGGAAGGGAAGAGAGGAAGUGUGUGUGGGUGGGGGGAACUAAGAGGAGAGGAGGGAAGAGAAACUUUGGUUGGGAUAUAAAAAACAAAAAAUAAACAAAAAUAGUAAACAUCAUGUGUGUGUUUAUAUACAUGUGAGUUUAUAUGUACAUACAUACAUGUAUUCAUAUAUACACAAACACAACCACUGGUUUGUAAUAUUGUAUAAUUUCUUUAUAUCUACUUUUAGGGGGAAACUGUUGAGUCUGGUCAGUUUAUAUCAGUUUAUUUAAAUAAAAGAAGGUAAAUCCUA